Molecule: messenger RNA, 2016 nt
Organism: Hymenoscyphus albidus
Lineage: Eukaryota; Fungi; Ascomycota; Leotiomycetes; Helotiales; Helotiaceae
Source: the annotation of a GenBank genome assembly
CCCCUGUCGACCCCGGAAUUCGGGCACUUGAUAAGCGGCUCAACCCUGAGUUGCCCCUUCCCCUCUCUUCCCCUCCCCUCAUUCCUGGACCAGUACUCGUACUGUACCCUACCACUGUACCCUACCACUGUACCCUACCAGUAGCUUAGGGUACCCUAAGACUCGCUAACUCGCAGGUGACCCUCUUUGUCCGCUCUCCCACCACCAACGCCAUCCGUACGAAACAGAACACACAGCGAAGACGAGUGCGCCGUCCAUCCUACUGAGCUCUCACCUACUCUCUCACUCCCUAUCUGCAGAUCCUUCCACCAUCCACCAUCCACCAUCCACCAUCCACCAUCCACCAUCCACCUACUCCGCGUUGGACGUCGACACUUGACCAUGUUCGAUACCUUUGCCAGGCUCUUAUCGUAGGUGACCCCAAACUACCCCGCCAAACAUGGAGCAUCAUCAGCAUCAUCGGCUGUCAUCACCGCCCUACACCAACGAGCUGUCAACUCGACCCACCAAGCGCCACAGCGAUGCCAUGCCGUGCGAUGCGAUGCGAUGCUAUGCUCGGAACACUGCAAAAACGCUGCUGGUGCCUUGCAGAUGCUAACAACCGUCUAGCUCGAUUCCGACCUUUCUCUUCCCCGUCUUCGCUUCCUACAAAGCUCUCAAAACCGCGGAUCCAGCCCUCCUCAAACCAUGGCUGAUGUACUGGGUCGUGUUGGCGUGCGCCCUUCUGUUUGAGUCAUGGGUCGGCUUUAUCCUCUUCUGGUAUGCAAAGCUUCGGUGUCUCAGCGAGAAGAAUAUAUCUAACACGUACUUCUGCUCAGGAUUCCCUUCUAUUCCUGGUUCCGUUUGGGCUUCCUCCUCUACCUCAUCCUCCCCCAAACGCAAGGCGCCCGAGUUCUAUACCAAUCUCAUGUUGGCCCUUUCCUUUAUGAGAACGAACUUGCGAUCGAUGAAUUCAUCUCUUCCGCACACGAGCGCGCAAAGGCAGCAGGCCUCAACUAUCUCAAACGAGCUAUCGAAUUCGUGAAGCAGAAUGUUCUCGGCUUCCCUCCAAGGGAGCCUACACCACCCGCGACCCCAACUCCAUAUUCCUACACACAAACUCUCAUGGCUCGAUUCAAUCUUCCAACCGCCAAACCCACACAACCUACCUACACAGGAAGUGGUGGUGCCGCAACCGAUUUCUAUUCUCUCCUAGCGUCCGCUGUCAGCGCCGCCACGUCCCGCGAAGGUGGAAUCACUAGUUCCACCCGCGACCUGUCAAACUCCGGGACCCUGAUUCCACCGAGUGUGCAGGGCGAAGAGCGACUCUCUUUCAUUGCGGCGCAACGUGAACGGCUUUCCAUUCUUCUCUCCGCUCUUGACAAGGAAGCCAAUACGCUUCAGAAUCAUCCCGUUCGGGCCAAGCGUGUAGGGAGCAUUCAUUUGGACGGCGGCAGUGAAGAAGAACCCAUUGAGCGCCCCAAGAGUUCUGCAAGUGGUCUGAGUAGCCGUAAGAGCGAGGCUGAUUUUGAAAAGAUUGAUGCGGAGAGCGGUACCGAGGGGUCUGAUCCUCAGAAGAAGAGAAAUGUAAGCAGUGAUAGUUGGUUGCCAUGGAGUUGGGGAGCACAUCCCACAGCGUCCGUAGAUACACCCAUGAGUGACGCGCCUCAGGGUGAAGACCAAGGCAAGAGUUCUGGUCUUGACUAUUGAUUUUUAUCUUCUAAUUUACGGGCGUUAUGCUUGCGUUUUCUGGUGUUUACUGAUUCUGGUGUCGGGCGAUUUGGUGGAAUGGGAAUCGCCUCACGGCUGGGCCUUUUUGUUUUCUCCUUCAUGGAGCGAGUACGGGGAUACCUAGGAGCAUGGGGUUCUUUCGGUUGAGGUUUAGGAAGUUGGGAGGUUGGGAUGGAUAGAUUCGAGACGUUCUUUAUAUUACACUUCCACUUACCAAAUACCAUACUCGAGUACUCCCACAGAAUACUGUAGGGCAUCGGAUCCCCUUUCAUUUUGUUUUUCCUUGUAUUUGGGGUUCUGGAGGUG